AUGAACGCCUCCAAUAGCGAAAUUGAUUAUUCCACGGACGAUACCCCCUCGAGCACGGGGUCCGACGACAGUUGGGUUGACUUCGGCUGCGGCGAUCUAGACGACGACGACGACGACGACGACGACAACAACGACGACGACGACGACAACAACAACGACAACGACAACAACGACAACGACAACGGCGACAACGACGAGAACAACGACAACGGCGACGAUGACUCCGAUCACGUACACACUCACACCACCUACAUCAAGAUCAAAUCCAAAAGUGGCGUAUCCAGCCGGGUGAAGCCGCCCACCGUCUCUGUCAAACAUCGUUCGUCUCGCUCAAGAGCAAAGCACCGCGAUUCUACCACUGACCACCGCGACUUCAUUGUCUGCUUCAUGAUGAUGUUGGUCAUUCUGUCACUGUUGUUACCUGAGCGAACCUUCGUUUUCUGCGAACUGGUGGGCUUCUUACUGGCCGAGGUUGCAUCAGCUUUGUUCGAGGCAAAAUCUCUCCGGUUUGUAUUAGCUGUAGUGCUGUUCACUGUGGCGAGCCUCAAGAAGCAGAACCCGUGA
Messenger RNA from Alternaria conjuncta, 564 nucleotides. RefSeq lists its product as uncharacterized. Lineage: Eukaryota; Fungi; Ascomycota; Dothideomycetes; Pleosporales; Pleosporaceae. The record is from RefSeq and is a predicted model, not a curated record. The transcript has a single exon. Bases 1 to 564 code for a protein of 187 amino acids.